UUACUCAUUUACUGAUUUUUAACGCAUUAAGGUUGAAAAAGUCCAAUUCUAGACUUAUUUGAAUACGAAAUGCGUUUAUUUCAGGUGAAAAAGCCGGACACAACAUCACGGAGAAGGCUGAAGCUCAGAGACUGAGGGAAAGUUUCCUCACGUCUCCCGACGGACGACUGAGUGAGGUGGAAACCAAGACUCAGGCUGAUGCUGAGGAAAGUAGCAUGAGAGAAAUUAAGAGGAAGAAAAAGACCAGGAGAGGUUCACGAGGAGGAAGAAAGGAGAAAAAAGUCCAGGUCAACAAAGCAGAAGGAGCUGAACCCGAGAACAGCUCAUCUGCUUUGGAAAGCACCAGUGGUAGGAAGGUCAAGAAAAGGAGGAUGAGAGGGAAACGAGGUGGAAAAAAAAAUAAGCUUCGGGCCAACAAAGCAGGAGAUAAGGCUAAAACUGAGGCUCAAGCUGAAGUUGAGGCUGAAGCUAAAGCCGAAGCUGCUGUCAAAGCUGAGGCUGAAGCGGAAGCCGAGACUGCAGCAGUUGAUGCUGAGGCUGUUCAGGAGGCUGAGACUGAAGCUGACGCUGCGGCUGAGGUCGAGAAGGAGGCCGAGACUGAAGCUGACGCUGAGGCUGAGGUCGAGAAGGAGGCCGAGACUGAAGCUGACGCUGAGGCUGAGGUCGAGAAGGAGGCCGAGACUGAAGCUGACGCUGAGGCUGAGGUCGAGAAGGAGGCCGAGACUGAAGCUGACGCUGAGGCUGAGGUCGAGAAGGAGGCCGAGACUGAAGCUGACGCUGAGGCUGAGGUCGAGAAGGAGGCCGAGACUGAAGCUGACGCUGAGGCUGAGGCCGAGAAGGAGGCCGAGACUGAAGCUGACGCUGCGGCUGAGGUCGAGAAGGAGGCCGAGACUGAAGCUGACGCUGAGGCUGAGGUCGAGAAGGAGGCCGAGACUGAAGCUGACGCUGAGGCUGAGGUCGAGAAGGAGGCCGAGACUGAAGCUGACGCUGAGGCUGAGGUCGAGAAGGAGGCCGAGACUGAAGCUGACGCUGAGGCUGAGGUCGAGAAGGAGGCCGAGACUGAAGCUGACGCUGAGGCUGAGGUCGAGAAGGAGGCCGAGACUGAAGCUGACGCUGAGGCUGAGGUUGAAAAGGAGGCCAAGACUGAAGCUGACGCUGAGGCUGAGGUUGAAAAGGAGGCCAAGACUGAAGCUGAUGCUGAGGCUGAGAAUGAGGCCGAGACUGAAGCUGAUGCUGAGGUCGAGAAUGAGGCCGAGACUGAAGCUGAUGCUGAGGCUGAGAAUGAGGCCGAGACUGAAGCUGAUGCUGAGGCUGAGAAUGAGGCCGAGACUGAAGCUGAUGCUGAGGUCGAGAAUGAGGCCGAGACUGAAGCUGAUGCUGAGGCUGAGAAUGAGGCCGAGACUGAAGCUGAUGCUGAGGUCGAGAACGAGGCUGAGACUGAAGCUGAUGCUAUAGCUGAGGCUCAAGUGGAGUUUAAUGCUGAAGCUGAGGCUCACGCUUUAAAAAGCAACACAGGAGAUGUUGAAACCGAAAACGGCACAUCUGCUGAAGAAAGCAGCAGCAGAAAAAAGGAGAAGAAGAAGAAACGAGCCAAAGAGGGACAUGAGGCAGAAGAAAAAAGAAAGUCCAGGUCAACAAAGCAGUGGAUGAGGCUGAAAACGUGGUUCAGGAAAAAGCUGGGGCUGAAGCGUUAGAAAGCAAGCCAGGAGAUCCUCAACCAGUUUGUUUUGUAUUCUGUGAAACAACACACACACACACACACACACACACA
Messenger RNA from Hemibagrus wyckioides, 1771 nucleotides. RefSeq lists its product as uncharacterized. NCBI's taxonomy places the organism in Eukaryota, Metazoa, Chordata, Actinopteri, Siluriformes, Bagridae. The record is from RefSeq and is a predicted model, not a curated record. Bases 216 to 1694 code for a protein of 492 amino acids. The transcript has 5 exons.